Molecule: messenger RNA, 1422 nt
Organism: Chaetura pelagica (chimney swift)
Lineage: Eukaryota; Metazoa; Chordata; Aves; Apodiformes; Apodidae
Gene: SESN1
Product: sestrin 1
Exons: 10
Coding region: 142-1422 (426 amino acids)
Biological process (GO): cellular response to leucine starvation; regulation of response to reactive oxygen species; cellular response to L-leucine
Cellular component (GO): nucleus
Molecular function (GO): oxidoreductase activity, acting on peroxide as acceptor; L-leucine binding
Source: RefSeq, a predicted model, not a curated record
CCCGACGUGAGGGAGAAGAGCCAGGCGAUCCUCAGCGGGGUGCAGGAACUUGGAAUAAGAAUUCCUAGACCACUGGGACACGGACCAAGCAGAUUCAUCCCCGAGAAGGAGACGGUUCGGGUGGGACACGAGGACGCCGUGAUGCACACGCUGUUUGCAGAGUCCUUUGCUACCCUGGGCAGACUGGACAAUGUCACCCUGGUGAUGGUUUUCCACCCGCAGUAUCUGGAAAGCUUUCUGAAGACUCAGCACUAUCUCCUGCAAAUGGAUGGUCCUCUGCCCCUUCAUUACCGACACUACAUCGGGAUCAUGGCUGCAGCACGACACCAGUGCUCCUACCUUGUCAACCUCCAUGUGAAUGAUUUCCUCCAUGUUGGUGGAGACCCCAAAUGGUUGAAUGGUCUGGAAAAUGCACCUCAAAAACUGCAAAAUCUAGGAGAACUGAACAAAAUACUGGCUCACAGACCCUGGCUUAUCACCAAGGAACAUAUUGAGCAACUUCUGAAGACUGAAGAGAACAGCUGGUCCCUGGCAGAGCUGAUCCAUGCAGUUGUUCUCCUCACACACUACCACUCCCUGGCUUCCUUCACCUUUGGUUGUGGAAUCAGCCCAGAGAUUGACUGUGAAGGGGGUCACACCUUCAGGCCCCCCUCUGUCAGCAACUAUUGCAUAUGUGAUAUUACAAAUGGUUACCAUGGGGUGGAUGAAAUUCAUGCCAGCCCAACUGGAAGUAUUCCAUCUACAGAGUCUGUCUGUGAAGUUGAAGCUCUAAUGGAGAAAAUGAAGCAGCUACAGGAGUGCAGAGAUGAAGAGGAAGCCAGCCAGGAGGAGAUGGCCACACGUUUUGAAAGAGAGAAGAGGGAAAGCAUGUUCGUGUGCUCCUCAGAAGAUGAAGAGUCAGCCCCGGCGAGGGACGUGUCCCGGCACUUUGAGGACACCAGCUAUGGUUACAAAGACUUCUCCAGACACGGGAUGCACGUGCCCACCUUCCGUGUUCAGGAUUAUUCCUGGGAAGACCAUGGCUACUCCUUGGUGAAUCGACUUUACCCAGAUGUAGGACAACUCCUUGAUGAGAAGUUUCAUAUUGCUUAUAAUCUGACCUACAACACCAUGGCCAUGCACAAAGAUGUGGAUACCUCAAUGCUAAGACGAGCUAUUUGGAAUUAUAUUCACUGUAUGUUUGGAAUAAGAUAUGAUGAUUAUGACUAUGGUGAAAUUAACCAGUUGUUGGACCGCAGCUUUAAAGUUUAUAUCAAGACUGUGGUUUGCACUCCUGAAAAGACCACAAAAAGAAUGUAUGAUGGCUUCUGGAGGCAGUUUGAACACUCUGAGAAGGUCCAUGUAAAUUUGCUUCUGGUAGAAGCUCGGAUGCAAGCCGAACUACUUUAUGCUCUGAGAGCUAUUACUCGCUACAUGACCUGA